AUGAAAAUCUAUAUGCGCAUUAACAAUCAUGACGACUGUGGCAAACUACAAAGCGAUCUAGACCGUUUUGUUAAAUACUUCAACUUGUUAGGAAUAUCUCUUAACAUUUCUAAAUAUAAAAUAAUGACGUUCAGCAGAAAACGUUCUCUAAUUGUUCACUCUUAUAAUCUGAUAGGCUCCAUACUAUUGCAUGUAGAUAAUUAUGUUAUUGACCUUGGUUUUAAAUUUAACAAUACUCUGGACUCUUGCUCUCAUAUCGACAUGAUAUGUUGUAAGGCGUUGAAAGCACUGGGGUUCGUAAUGAGACUGACCAAAGAAUUUUCCCUAAACAACGCGGUAUAAGCGUUAUAUUGUGCAUUGGCGGAACCCAUUUUGGAAUACGGUUCACUAAUUUAGGACCCAAAUACUGCAAGCGGUUCUCUUCAGCUUGAAAGAGUCCAACGUAAAUUCUUAAAGUACGCAAGUUUCAUUUUAGGCAUUCAGUGUCCCCCCCACACACGAUUAGACUCCAGUCUCAAAGGUUCUUUACCUUAA
This is a messenger RNA of Cinara cedri, 534 nucleotides long. NCBI's taxonomy places the organism in Eukaryota, Metazoa, Arthropoda, Insecta, Hemiptera, Aphididae. The record is from the annotation of a GenBank genome assembly.